UAAAGUGCCUCAGUCCGUGCUGGAUCGCGUUAGUCGAAAGAUCGGAUUCUGAACGGUCGUGAAAGUCAAUUUCGAGCUGAGGGAAAAAGUUCGUUCUGUAGAGACUGGACAUUAGUUUAUAAAAAAGUGAACAAGUUUUGUGCACAAGUUCAGUGAGGCGAACGGUAGAAGCAUCGAAAUGAUUAGGCUUGGAGUGGUAGUUUUGCUGGUUGUCGGCACGUGCGUUGCAGAUUUGGCUUGGGAUGAUACCACCGGAUUACACGUUAACAGAAAUUUGGACAAUAUUAAGGGAACGCAUUUCUCUACCCAUGAAGCAUCGGUGAUGGCGGCGCGAAAGGGAGCUGCUGAACGUUUGACACGGCUUGGCUCUGGCGUUGGAACAAAUCCAUGCAGCACUGCAAUCUGCUAUAGUAAUUCUGGAUUUUCAGAUAAUAGUGACGCUGAAACGCUUGGUCACGGAAUCGUUGGUUUCACCAAUGCUGGUUCGGCCGGUUCCAGCUCCAGCAGUUCCAAGUAUCAAGCUAGCUCCCAUCAACAAUCCGUUGCCGGUGUAGUUCCCGUUUAUCCAGUUCACAGUAGUUCGAAAUCUAGCUACUCCAGUGAAUCUCAGCGCCGGAGCUUAUCCAGUGUCAAUGCCGCCCAGACCGGAAACUAUAUCGGUGCAGAGGAAGGUAUCAAAACACGAUCAAACUUCGGGGCAUCCAAUGGAGCAGCCGUUGUACAGCCGAUUGCUGCCUCAGCAUAUCCUAUUGGGCAAGAAGCUUCUCAAAGUAGCUUUGUCAGUGGUAGCCGAAGCUCAAACCAAGGUGUAUACACAGUUCCAGUCUACGGCUCGUCUACUGAUCAGGCUUCCAAGUAUGUUGCUGCCUCCGCCAGUAGACAGGAGAAUCAACAACGUUACACGCCAUCCAAUACCUACGUAGUCUACAGACAACCCGUCCCAGUUUACGGUCCGUUCAGCACCGGAGGUCUCGACACUUCUGCCCGUUUCUCGAACAACCAGGGUUCUGUCUAUCAAGCUCCCGUAGUCUAUCCUGCGCGCACCUCGUCCAAUCAGUAUUCCGCUGCCAAGGAUCAACAAACGUACGUCAUCCAUGGCGUUCAACCAGUAUACGGUGUUUCCUCGGAUCUCUCUGCGCACUCCAAUCAACACUCCCAGGCUCAAUUCGUUCGACCCACUUAUCAGCCAAUUUACAACAAUCACUUGGCAUCUUCCCAGCAAUCCCAGGAAGCCCACAGUCAAGCGUCCGAGACAGGAACCAAUCUUAGAUUCUCUACUGUUCCCCUAGUGACAUCGUCCUCUAAUCACGAGGAAGCAGAGGAACAUAAUGAAGAAUACAGUAGGAAGGGUAGCAGCAGCUACCUUCCAGUAGCCUUGAACACCGCCUCAACAGCUUCCAAAUACACCUCGCAGGAACAGCAGCGUGCCCAGUCGGGAGCAUCCUACGUGCCGAUCCCUGUGGCAGCCACAUCGGAGUCACAAAGACAACGAGAAAGCAGCGCAUCUUCCUCGCAAUACUCUGCUUCGCAACAACACCGCUCGAAUGCCGGUGGAUGGUAUUAUCCUGCUGCAGGAUCGAUUGCUGCUACUGCAAACCAGGGAUCUCGCUACUCGGCUUACGAUUCGCAAAGUGCCCUAAAUCAACAGAGAGUUGGCGGGUAUGUCCCCAUUACGAAUGACGCCUUGGGUCAGCGAUUUGGUGCCGUGGGCAUGGAAUUUGGCGGCAGUGGUACUGAGUUGAGCUCGAUCAUGAGCGAAUCGGAACGUUUGGCUCGACUGCAGGCCAAGAACGCUUACAACGGAGCGGUCAGUGGCAGUUCGGCAAUUGAUUUGGAGAAUCGGUUCGCUGCAAACAAUGACGACACGAGCAGUGACAUCGGUGGAGGUCUUGGUGGUGGAUUCAAGCGAACAAAAUCUUGGUCCAGCAGUUCCAAGUGGGCAUCGGGACAGAAGUAUGGAGACGAUGGUAAAGUCAAAACGUACAGCUCGUUGUCGACAGCGGAAAGCGAACAGCACAAUAUCAACGGGCAGAAGACCGGGUACAAAGCGGCCACCACCACGCUGGAAGAUGAUGGAAAAGUUAGCACCUACAGUUUGCACACGCCGUAAGGAAUGAACAAGUUUUUGCUAGUUUUAGUAAUUUUCUGUUAAGAGCCGUUGACUGAAAUACAUAUUUUCAAGCUGGUCUUUGAAACAUUCUGUGUAGGAAUGUUACGACACCAGUUUGGCGUUUUUUCAUUUAA
This is a messenger RNA of Aedes aegypti (yellow fever mosquito), 2244 nucleotides long. Its product is annotated as A-agglutinin anchorage subunit. The record is from RefSeq and is a predicted model, not a curated record. Bases 179 to 2110 code for a protein of 643 amino acids. NCBI's taxonomy places the organism in Eukaryota, Metazoa, Arthropoda, Insecta, Diptera, Culicidae. The transcript is spliced from 6 exons.